CUCAGCCCCUCCACCAGCUGGCCAUCUCUGUAUCCCACCUCUUCUCUCUCUCUGUGCACUUUAACCUUCCUGCCUUGGUAUAUAUAGUCUGUGUGACUAUCAGAGUUCUCCUGGCAGCCAUCAUGAAGGGUGCAGUCUCGAUCUGUUUCCUCUCUCUGCUGCUUUUGCAGGCCACAGCAGAAGAAGAAGAAGAUGUUACCUCCGUCCUUAGAGACAGAUCUCACAUCGAUGAGACGCUGCGGCUUGCAAUGGAGGAAAAAGCAGGAGACUAUGCAGCGGCUCUGGAGAGGUUGCGGAAGAUCUACCAUACGUCCAUCAAGCCGAUGGAGCAGGCCUACAAGUACAACGAAUUGAGGCAGCACGAGAUCUCAGCCUACCCGGGAAGAACCCUGGGGGACUCAGCCACAGAUGGAGAGAUUACCUCCAAGCCCAUGGUGCUAUUCCUGGGACCGUGGAGUGUAGGAAAGUCCUCCAUGAUCAAUUACCUCCUGGGCUUGCAUGACAGCCCCUACCAGCUCUACACAGGAGCUGAGCCUACUACCUCUGAAUUUACAGUUAUUAUGCACGGGGAAAAGAUCCGCUCUGUUGAGGGUAUCGUUAUGGCGGCUGACAGCUCGCGCUCCUUCUCUCCCCUGGAGAAGUUUGGCCAAAACUUUCUGGAAAAGCUGAUUGGUAUUGAGAUGCCCCACAAGCUUUUGGAGCGUGUGACGUUCGUCGACACACCGGGAAUUAUUGAGAACCGGAAACAGCAGGAAAGAGGCUAUCCUUUCAAUGAUGUCUGUCAGUGGUUCAUUGACCGUGCUGACCUGAUCUUUGUCGUGUUUGACCCCACCAAGCUGGACGUUGGUCUGGAGCUAGAGAUGCUCUUCAGGCAGUUGAAGGGUCGUGAGUCACAGAUUCGCAUCAUCCUGAACAAGGCUGACAACCUGGCCACCCAGGACUUAAUGAGAGUUUACGGAGCGCUCUUCUGGAGCUUAGCUCCCCUCAUCAAUGUCACUGAGCCUCCCCGUGUCUAUGUCAGUUCCUUCUGGCCAUAUGAGUAUGCACCUGACACCAGCCGGGAGCUCUUCAAGCGGGAGGAGAUCUCUCUUCUGGAGGAUCUCAACCAGGUGAUCGAAAACCGCAUGGAGAAUAAGAUUGCCUUCAUCCGCCAGCACGGUAUCCGUGUACGCAUCCACGGCUUGCUGGUAGACCGCUACGUCCAGACCUUUAAAGAGAAGAUGAGCUUCUUCAGUGAUCCCGAGUUAGUCUUCCAGGAGAUUGUAGAUGACCCAGACAAGUUUUACAUUUUCAAAUCCAUCCUAGCCAAGACCAACGUCAGCAAAUUUGACCUGCCCAACCGCGACGCUUACCGUGACUUCUUUGGCAUCAACCCUAUCACCAACUUCAAGCCUCUGUCAGCUCAGUGCUCCUACAUCGGAGGCUGCCUGCUUGAUAAGAUUGAGAAGGCAAUCACCACUGAGUUGCCUGCCCUUCUGAGCAGCAUUAACUCUGGCAAGCAGCCUGGCCUGUCCUCCUGCGAGGCCACCGGCUGUGGCGAGAAGCCAAAGAAUCGUUACCGAAAGAACUGAGGAACACAAAAUACUCUAAAGGUAGAAAGGAGAAGGUGAAGAGAAAGGGUCUGGUCGAUGCCAACCCUGCUUUUUGUCAGAACGCUUGUAUCACUAAUGGAGACAGAGGCGAGAAGAUGCAAUUUUUUUUUCCUUUUUUUAAGGGGAGGUGCAUUUAAGGUCCGUAGGAUUGAAAGAGAUAGCGGGAGGGAGGGGUCAUCGAUAAAGGCAGCUUAAGGAUACAAGUGCUGAAGAAAUGAGAACAUGCCUCUCUCCCUUGCACAACCACUCUGGACUGUCUGGGACUUUGGGAUUGGGAAAUCAAUGAUGUGAAUAAAAGAGGAAAUGGGAAAGAUUAAAUGAGAACGAAUAAAAAGUUUAAAUCCUGAACAAAAAAAAGUCAAAUACCAGCUCCCUUGUAUGUGAAUAAAGGAAAAAAGUGGAAACAGAAAUGUGUGUUGGACAACUUGUGAGAAUUGCAUUGCAGCAGGUUAAUUCCACACGCUUCAGGAAGCUGUUUUUGAAGUAGCCCCUUGUGUGGGUGCCAUGCAGAGCUAGACAUCCAAACCUUUGCUUUUGAAUUAGAUUAACACUGCAUGUUCGAAAUUACAGGAGGUGCAUGUAUUUUCCCUCUGACACAAGCAAAAGUCCCUUGUGUUACUGACACCUGCAACACAUGUGGCCGUUUCUUUGUUUUGGUUAUUUUUCAUCAUAAUUUUGUAUGCUCGCCAGUCUUGGUUGUUGACAACCUCUGAGAACAGCAGGGGUCAGGGAUCAAAGGUCAGAGUCUUCAGUGCAGAGUGGGUGUGUUCACUCUGCUUGUAACUGUUGUUACUCUUUUUUUGUGUUUGUUGUUUUUGUUUGAGUCUAUAAAUUUGCUUUCAGCAGGAUUUAAAUGCUGCGUAGGGUUUAUUUUCCCCUCAGUGAUAAGCUUCUCAGCCUUUUCUUUUAAGUGAUCAUAUAAAAAUAACAUAUGAAUGAGGGUUUCAAAUGAUUUAUUCUGCCAAUUAUUCUGCAGGUUAGAAAGAUAUUUGCCAUUUUUUUCUGUAUAAAUAGCCAAAUGGCCAGUUGAGUAAGCUAUAUAUAUAUGUAUAAAUAUAUAUAUAUAUAUAUACAUAUACACACACACACAUAUAUAUUCUCUGCUGCAAAAUUUUGAAAAUUGCUGCCAAAGUGUGGUCGAUCUUUGCAGAUUUCCCAGCUUGCAAAAAAAAAGAAAAGAAAAAAAAUGUGAGAUAGAGGUAAAGGAGAAGUGGAGGACUGAUGAGUUGACCCCUGACCUCUAUGGAGAGAAGGAAAGCAGAAGGUAGCUUUUACCGCAAAUUCCUGUGUACUGUGCCUCAAUAAAUGUCCUAAACACACUUGGACAGUCUGGGCAUUGAACAAUGGAUAUUUCGCUUGUUGGCUUCAGCUUUGUGGAGUCUCUGCACACCCUAGCAUGUUAUUUCUUUUUCUUUGGCUUUAUAAGUUGUAAAAGACAAAAGAUCAAAUGUGUUAGGGUUAGCAGCUUCUGACAGAGCCAGGCUCGUUGCUUCCAGUAUUGGUGCUGAUCUGAUUCAGUAUAUUUUUCCAAAUUUUUCCAAGAAUGCUUCGUACACAAAGUCCUAAAUCGUAAAGAACAGGUAGGUGGUUCUAAGCUAACCCCCCCAAAAUAAAGUUGACUCAUGGCCAAGUGCACUUCCUGUUUCCUCCACGUGUCCUAACGUGUCACUAACACCCCUGCUGCUUUUCCCAACUAAACUCUGAAGCAUGAUGCAAAAGAAUAUAGCAAACAUAACCUCCAAAUAAGCUUAACUUUGAAUAACUUUUCAGUUUGAGUGUGAGUGCUGCACAGGGUGUUUAGUAUGUUUACACUGCAGAUUCAGAACAUGCCCACUAGAGAGAGCUGUGUAAAAAGAGGAAAGAAAAUGCAGACCACUGGCAAAAGUUUAUAGUGGGAUUGAUCGCUCAGGCUUUGUAACAUUAGGUGGUUGCAUUUCUUUUUUGUGUACUUGAGUGUAAUUUAUCUUCAUUUACCUGUGAAUUAGAUAUUGAAUGGAUGUGCAUCCCAUUAAAGUAGUUGUUGAUUCACUUUUUUUUCCUUUUUUAAAAAAAUUUAAGUUCAUCUUGGCCUAAUUUUUGCAAGCUUGACCAUCAAGAAUAAAGAUUUCUGAUGGACCAAGCAGUGAAACUUUGUGGUUAUUCAAAUAAAAUGAUCAAUCUUUGGACUCAAACAAGAAAA
Messenger RNA from Oreochromis niloticus (Nile tilapia), 3771 nucleotides. RefSeq names its product sarcalumenin (gene srlb). NCBI's taxonomy places the organism in Eukaryota, Metazoa, Chordata, Actinopteri, Cichliformes, Cichlidae. The coding region runs from base 123 to 1571 and encodes 482 amino acids. Gene Ontology annotation, molecular function: GTP binding. The record is from RefSeq and is a predicted model, not a curated record. The transcript has 7 exons.